CCUUUGGAGGUGUGGGGAGAUCAGCACUGAAGGGCCCAGCUGGAAGCUCAGGCAGGCUCGUCUGACCACAGGGCUCCCCAUGCCGCGGCGGGCAGGAGGAAUGAGAGGAAUGUGCCACGUGGGCUGGGUGACACGCUUCCAAAGGCAAGGGCGAGAGCGGAGCCAGGGCAAUGGUGGGGCUGGCACAGGGGGGAUGAGAGCAUCAGGAAUUCUGUGCCCAGCUCUGUGACCCCCAGCACAAGAAAUACAUGGAUCUGUUAGAGAGGAUCCAGAGGAGGGCCAUGAAAAUGAUUGCAGGGCUGGAACCCCUCUCCUAGGAAGUAAAGCGGAGAAGAUUCCAGGGAGACCUUAUUUCAGCCUUCCAUUACCUAAAGGGGCUUAUAAGAAGGACGGAGAGAGGCGUUUUAGUAGGGCCUGUAGUGACAGGACGAGAGGCAAUGGUUUUAAACUGAAAGAGUGUAGAUUUAGAUUAGACAUUAGGAAGAAAUUCUUUACUUUGACAGUGGUGAGGCACUGGAACAGGUUACCCAGAGAAGCUGUGGAUGCCCCAUCCAUGGAAGGGUUCAAGGUCAGGUUGGAUGGGGCUUUAAGCAACCUGGUCUAGUGGAAGGUGUUCCUGUCCGUGGCAGGGGAGUUGGAAAAAGGUCUUUUAAGGUCUCUUGGGAGACUUCAAUUUACCAGAUUUCUGCUGGAAAUACAAUACAGAGGAAAUGGUCUUGGGGUUUCCUGGAUUGUGCGGAAGACAAAUUCCUGAGACAGCUGACCAGUGAGCCAACCAGGCAAGGUGCCCACUGGACCUGUUGUUUGUGAACAGAGGAGGACUUGUGGGUGAUAUGAUGGUUGGAGAACACCUUGGGCAAAGUGAUAAUGAAAUUAAAGAGUUUUCAGUUCUCACAAAAGGAAAAAUUUCUUCAUGGAAAGGGCUGUUGGGCAUAGGAACAGGCUGCCCAGGGAAGUGGUGGAGUGACCAUCCCUGGAGGUAUUUAAAAGACACAUAACUAUGGCACUUUGGGAUGUGGUUUAGUGGUAGACUUGGCAGUGUGAGGUUUCUGGUUGGACCUGAUGAUUUUAAAGGUCUCUUCUAGCCUAAAUGGUGCUAUGAUUCUAUGAUUCUAUCCCAAACCAUUCCCUGACUCCAUGCCCAUCGCCCCCGCCUCGCCGGCAGCCGGUGCCGGUCAAAAGGCGCAUUGUGCAUUGACGCUGGGGCCGAGCCGCGGUGCCGGCCGGGCAGCGAGCAGCCGCUUGCCCCGCAGCACCUGCCAGCUCAGGGCUGGCGGUGUCGCUGGACACAUGGGCUGCUGCCUGGGGACCCCCUGGCGCCAGGACCUGUCCCUGGGGUGCACAGGCGAAGAGUGUGACUCCUGCUGCCCCCGCUCGCCUGUGCUCCUGCCGCGCUGGGACCUGCAUCACGCCGCUGCCGAGUGCCAGGGAAGAUGGUGUCGGGAGAAGACCAUGGCAUCAGGUAAGGUUGGUGCAUCAGAGCCAAGUGACCCCGCUACCAAGGCAGCAGAAAGUCCACCGGACACCCCCUCGGUGCUGCUGGCCGUCGAGGAGGGGUUUCCACCAGAGAUUUCACUCUUCUUCUCCGUUGAAAGCCGCUCCUCCCGGUGCCUCAAUUCCCAGCUCCAGGAAGCAGCCAGAAAGAAGCUGUGGGCCCUGGAGAGUGAUGACAGAGAUGUUUGUGCCCUGUUCAAGGAGCUGUCAGCCAGGCUGGUCUGUAUGCAAGCACAGGAGGAUCGGUUCAUCCUCACCUUCAAAACCCUAGAAGAAGUCUGGAAGUUUUCCACGUAUUUGACUUUAGGGUAUGUGGGCAGCUGUUUGGAGCAGCUUCUCUUUGACCAGGAGUACUGGCUAAACUGUGCUCUGAUGGAGGACACAGAGGUCAGAGUUACUGUGGAUGAAGAUCGUCUGGCUGCCAUAUAUAUGGGUCUGCUCCUCCAGGAAGGUAACUUUUUUUCCAGAGCAGUGCCCAGUGCCUGGCAGCCAGAGCAGGAGGGAGAGGAAGGUCUGCAGCUCUGCGAGAACACGCUGAUCCAUGUGAAGAGCAUUGGAGAUGAGUCCAAGUGGGAAGGAAUGUCCUUACUGACAGGUCAACGAGGUCUGGUGCCUCUGUCAGCUCUGGAGCCAAUAACUCAGCCAUUUUACCAGUGGUUCCUGAAGAAUUAUACUGUGAGUUUUGGCAUCUCCCAGGAGAUCAGUGGGACAACCUCUCAGCCAGUUGUCAAAGGCAGAUGCACAGCCACAGAGGACCACCGAGGAGCAGCAUGGGAUGAACUGAGUUUCUCCAAAGGGGACAGCAUAGAAGUCAUCGGCUUCCUCAUUCCAGGACUCCCGUGGUUUGUGGGCAAAUCCCUCAGCAGUGGGACCAUCGGCUUUGUCUCUACCCAAUACAUAAAUCCCGAGGCUUGUGAACCUCUGGGAAAGGGCUCAGUGUUUCUGAGCGAAGAAGAAAAGGCCCCACUCCUGCGCAUCCCCUGCAAUGGUGGCGAGCAGCACGUCACUACCCUCCUCGGUGACCUGGCACGCACUGACAUCACCUCUGUGUACCGCCUGGAUGGUUUCGAACCCACAGCCAUGCUCCCAAAGGUGCCAUCAGGGGCUGUUCUCCGUGGCUGUAAAGAUAUCCAGCUGCUCCAGUCUUGGGAGGAAAUAAAUGAUGUGGUUACGACCAGCACCUCCGAGCUGUCUAGCCCAGGGAGUGAAUCCGUCCCUCCUAUGUUGGAAGAUUUUCUCCUGGAGAAGCUGGAUGAUUUUGAUGAUCCCAAGUUCUUUAUUGACCUGAAUGCUGGACACAUGGAAGAUGCUGAUGUCUUUGACCCCAUAUUGACCUUCCUUAACCAAGAGAGUUAUGUGCCCAGUUUUCAAAGCCUCUAUGAUCUCAGUUUUUCCUUUCUCAAUUCCACUUUUUAUGGUUUCUCUGACGAGGAUGAACUGGUCUUGUACCUUGAGACAUCCAGGAACUGGGCCAAGAGGACUCAUUCAGUUUGGGCUCAUGUCAGGCUCUGUUUCCUCUUGGGUAAGCUCUGCAUCAAAAAGGUAAAGUUAUCCCAGGCCCGAGUCUACUUUGAGGAAGCCAUGAGCGCCCUGGACAGGGGUUUUGGGGACCUGCCCCUACUGGCUGCGCUACACGUGAACCUGGCCUCCAUCUACUUGAAACAGAACAUGAAACACAAAUUCUCCUCCCUGCUGGGAAAAACAGUGGCCUUGCUUGUCUGCUUGCCCGGCCACUCCUUCAGCUCUGAGAACGAGCUGGAAGUCAUGAUGUACGUCCUGAGGGAAGCCAUUGCUGUGGGUAAUGUGCCCUUGGAGGCACGGGUCUGCUUCCUUAUUGUCAAGCUCUUCCUACAACUGGGCAAAAAUGAUGAAGUGCUGCCCUUUACCGAGCAUCUUCAAUGUCUCAGCACCACUUUACUCAGCCCGGACGCUACUUCUGUGCCGCUGGAUGCCACCCCCAUCUUGAGCUACCUGUAUGACAAGAAGUACUUGCCAAAUAUCGCACUGGCCUCUGCCAGGUUGUUUGUUCCCAGUGGCAUCAAGGGGGCACCAACACCCAUUUGGAGAGCUGGCUUCAUUCUCCAAAAUGCUUCCAAGCUCUUGGGAAACCAACUGGAGAGGAGCAGCAUCCCAGCACUGGCUUGUUUCUACCUCAAGCAAGCACUGCAUUUCUCCUGUGAGAGGAGAGCUGUGCCCAUCCAGAGGACACUGUGUGCCAUCUUGUCCAGGAUGUACCUCCAGCAUGGAGCGUUGGACGGGGCAGUUUGUUACGCAGCCACGGCAGUAACCCUCAGCAGACUCAUGGGCGAGGAGGAGGCUUUUGCGUCUUCCCUGUCUUUGGGGUGGAUGUAUCUCCUGCACAGGCAGCCAGGCCCAGCUGCAGACAUCAUGUGGCAGCUCUUGCGCUCUCUGCACAGGACAGACGGCGUGACCCAGGGUGGAGCCGUGCACAACCUCCUGGCCAUUGCCCUCAGAGGAGAAGGGCAGGUGCAAAAGGCUGCAGAGCACUACCUCCUGGCCCUGCACAAAGCCAAGGAGACCGGGAACAAGAGGAACCAGGCUAUUGCCCUGGCUAACCUGGGGCAGCUGAGCCUCUCACAUGGGGCAAACCAGCUGUCUGAGCUCUACCUGCUCCAGUCGGCUCAGCUCUACGCUGAGCUCCAGGGAAGCGAAGACCUGGAGAUGGAGUUGGUGCAGGUGCUGCUGUGGCUAGCACAGGCCAUGGUGAACAGGCAGAGGAUGGAAGAUGGCAAACUCUGUUAUGAACUGGCAUUGGUUUUUGCCCUGAAGUGGCAUAACAUGAGGAGUCAGCUUCACAUCACUGAGUCUCUCUGCCAUUUCUACAGCAAAGUGUCCCCCGAUCUCCAGGCCUGCAUCACCUACCACGAGCACUGGGUAUCUUUGACACAACAGCUGCAGGACAGGGAGCUGGAGGGCAAUGUUCGGCAGACCCUCAGCCAGCUCUACCAGGCUUUGGGCACAUCUGAGGCAUUGAGACUGUCCCUGGAGUGCACCAAACAGAGUCUAAGGAUCUUCAUUGACCUGGAGGAGACUGUGAAAGCAGCGGAGGCCUGGCUGCAGGCAGGCAGGCUCUACUACCUCCUGCAGGAAGAUGAGCUGGUGGAAAUGUACUUUCAGGCAGCCAUUCAGACUGCUCUGAAAUCCGAGAACUUCUCCUUGGCCAUGGAUCUUUAUGAAAAAGCAGGUGAUACCUUUUUUAGUGGCAGCCGAAACAGGGAUCGAGCGGUGGAGUUUUAUAGGGGAGGUGCUGUGCCCUUGGCCAGGAAACUAAAGGCCACUAAAACAGAGCUACGGCUGUUCAAUAAGCUGGCAGAGCUGCAGAUCGGGCUGCAGGGCUAUGAGAAGGCACUGGAGUUUGCCACGCUGGCAGCCAGGCUGAGCAUCAGGGUCGGAGAUCAAUUGCAAGAGCUGGUUGCAUUCCACCGCCUGGCCACAGUCUACUAUUUUCUGCACAUGUACGAGAUGGCAGAAGAUUGCUACCUGAAGACACUUGCCUUGCGUCCCAACAUGCUGCAGUGCUCUGGAGAGGCCCUGUACUAUUGCAAGGUCUAUUGCCACCUUGGCAACCUGACCCUGCAUAAACUGAAGGAUGAACAGGAUGCAGCAGCCUACUUCCUCCUGGCCCUCGCUGCAGCAACCGAGCUGGGAGACCAGGACCUGCAAGGCAUCAUUCGCACCAAGCUGGGUGACAUCCCCGGUGCCCUGCGGGGGACCGAGAGCACACCGGGCUGUGCCACGUACCGGCCCAGAUGGUUGAGCGAAGGCGGCCACAUCGUCUGACCAACCCAUCACUCCAGGGACUCCAGUCCAAGGUGUCAAGCAGCAUCGUGCCGUGCCGCUGGUACAAGUCCAUGUGCUUUCCAGGACAAGUGGCCCAGAAGAGGUCCCUGCGCCACAUCCUAAGGAGCUGUCAGCACUCGGUCUUCUUGUCCCUGACAGGCAAGGGACCAAGAACUGGGGCCCUUCCCUCAUUUUUGGGGAGCAGGGCUGUGCAUUGCAGUCCAGGUCACACAUCGAGGCUGGGAAUCUGGCAGAAUGAGGCCCCGGCAGUGGUGUUGGGGUGUGCAGUGCAGCAGGGCUGAGUGACAGACUGCGGUUCCCUGCCUGGGACAGCAGCAGGAGAGCGCUGCCAAGUGCCUGCCCAUCCCCCCCAGCUGCCCCGCACACCUCAGGUCCUAUGGGGCAGCUCAGCUCCAACCAAGUGUGUUUUAACUUGAAUAGCAACUUCUUUAUUUA
Columba livia (rock pigeon) is the source of this 5751-nucleotide messenger RNA. It is a transcript of the gene SH3TC2, whose product is annotated as SH3 domain and tetratricopeptide repeats 2. The record is from RefSeq and is a predicted model, not a curated record. Lineage: Eukaryota; Metazoa; Chordata; Aves; Columbiformes; Columbidae. The transcript has 18 exons. Gene Ontology annotation, biological process: regulation of intracellular protein transport; regulation of ERBB signaling pathway. The coding region runs from base 1138 to 5295 and encodes 1385 amino acids. Gene Ontology annotation, molecular function: protein binding.